GCAAGGUUCAGGUGGACAGACCUUUGCAUUACCGACCUGUCAAAGCUUCACAAAACUCUUCUGGCAUCCAGAGAACACCAGAGCUUAGCCUGCAGGAGCAUAGCCAUGGUACUCUGGGGUCAAGUGCUGGGAGCCUUGCUGGUGAUCCUUGUGGGAUACCUGUGUCUUCCAGGGCUACUCCGACGACGCAAGCCCCAGGAACCUCCUCUAGACAAGGGCUCCGUGCCCUGGCUGGGCCAUGCCAUAGCUUUCCGGAAGAAUAUGUUUGAAUUCUUAAAGGGAAUGCGGGCCAAGCAUGGGGAUGUUUUCACAGUGCAGCUAGGGGGCCAGUACUUCACCUUUGUAAUGGAUCCCCUCUCCUUUGGCCCCAUCAUCAAGGACACUCAGAGAACACUAGAUUUUGUGCAGUAUGCGCAAGAACUGGUACGAAAGGUAUUUGGAUACCAAUCUACAGAGGGGGACCACCAGAUGGUACAUUCAGCCAGUAGCAAGCAUCUGAUGGGAGAUGGCUUGGAGGAUCUCAAUAAGGUCAUGCUGAACAGCCUGUCCUUGAUAAUGUUGGGGCCCAAAGGCUGGAGUCUGGAUGCCAGUUUCUGGCAUGAGGAUGGUCUCUUCCAGUUCUGCUACAAUACCUUGUUCAAGGCUGGUUACCUGAGCUUGUUUGGCUAUACAAAGAACGUGGCACAGGACCUGCUACAGGCAGAAGAGCUAUUCAUGAAUUUCCGCAGGUUUGAUCUUCUUUUUCCAAGGUUUGUCUACUCCCUGCUGAGUCCCCGGGAGUGGCUAGAAGUGGGCCAGCUCCAGCGUCUCUUUCACAAGACACUCUCUGUGGAACACAACCUGGAGAAGCAUGGCGUGAGCGGCUGGUUAUGCUACAUGCUUCAGUUUCUGAGGGAGCAGGGAGUGGCCCCAGCUAUGCAGGACAAGUUCAAUUUCAUGAUGCUCUGGGCUUCCCAAGGGAACACAGGGCCAACCUCUUUCUGGGCUCUCUUGUUCCUCCUGAAGCACCCAGAAGCCAUGCAGGCUGUGAGGAAGGAGGCCACUGAAGUCCUAGGUGAAGCCAGGCUGGAAGCCACCCAGUUCUUCACCUUCAAACUGAGCGCCUUACAACACACCCCAGUGCUGAACAGCGUAAUGGAGGAGACCCUGAGGCUGGCAGCUUCACCCACCCUCCUCAGGGCAAUACAGAAGGACUAUAUCUUGAAGAUGGCCAAUGGACAAGAGUACCUGCUCCGUCAUGGAGAUAAAGUGGCUCUCUUCCCCUACCUCUCAGUGCACAUGGACCCUGACAUCCACCCCAACCCCACUACCUUCAAGUAUGAUCGAUUCCUGAACCCCAAUGGCAGCAGAAAAAUGCACUUCUAUAAGGAGGGCAAGAAGAUCCACCACUACAACAUGCCUUGGGGCUCAGGCGUCUCCAUCUGCCCUGGUAGGUUUUUUGCCCUCAGUGAAAUGAAACUCUUUAUUUUGAUCAUGGUUACAUAUUUUGACCUGGAGCUGAUGGACCCUGAUACACCUGUGCCCCCUAUGGACCCACAGCGCUGGGGCUUUGGCACCUUACAGCCCAGGCACGACGUGCGCUUCAGAUACCGCCUAAAGUGUAUGGAAUAAGCUCUGCCAAGGCAGUCAAGCCUGGUCAGAGGGGCCUACUGUGGUCUCUCGCCUUUUCUCACUCCUCUGCAGCUCCAGGCCCUCUCUGACUAUCCAUCCCUCCUUCUGGUUCUAUGGCCACUCUGACUCUAUCCUGUUGUCCUUGCUAUCUGACCUCCUAGCCAUCUGUCAGGUUUACCACUCUUCCUUUAAAACACCAUCUCUCCCAACGGGUUUUGCAGAACCUUCGUCUCGCAGGAAGUCCAAGCAGAAGGGGACUUGUCUAAGAGCAAUUCAGUUUGAGACAUGGUGCCUGCCUUGAGUAGUCCUGCCUACAGAAGCCGGCUCCCACGUAGAACACGGUAUCUUGCAAACAUGGAACUCUCACCCCACAUUGUUCCACAACAC
Molecule: messenger RNA, 1998 nt
Organism: Urocitellus parryii (Arctic ground squirrel)
Lineage: Eukaryota; Metazoa; Chordata; Mammalia; Rodentia; Sciuridae
Gene: Cyp8b1
Product: cytochrome P450 family 8 subfamily B member 1
Molecular function (GO): sterol 12-alpha-hydroxylase activity; heme binding; iron ion binding
Source: RefSeq, a predicted model, not a curated record